GCUCGCUAGCUUGCCAUGGCCAGGCUAGCAUAGCUGCCGCCGGUAUACAGUUCGCCAGUACCGCUGCCGGACGCGCUACCGUCGCUGAACCAAAGCUUUCACGAGCCCGCAUUAAAGGACACACCGGAGCUCGCAUUCAUGGCUCCUUUCACAUGGUAGAUGGCUCACAUUUACUCCCGCCACAGUACCCUGCGUCUCCUUCCUCCAGCUAUAUAUCGCCCACCCACCGCGCCAUCCUCGAUAUCGAUACACCUCAGUUUCUAACUCUGCUCAGCAAGUUCGACAGAUUGCCAAGAAGAGUGUGAAAGAUCGAGAGUUGAGCUCCGGCCAUCGUCCAGGACGAUGGACGUGAACGACGUGCUGCUGCUGGUAUCAGCGGCGGUGCUGGGCUUGGUAUGGUGGCGGCGGUGCUCCAAGACGGGCGGCGUGGACGGCCUCCCGCCUGGCCCGCCGGGGUGGCCGGUGGUGGGCAACCUCUUCCAGGUGAUCCUCCAGCGGCGCGCCUUCAUGUACGUCGUCCGCGACCUCCGCAAGAAGUACGGGCCCAUCUUCACGAUGCGCAUGGGGCAGCGCACCCUGAUCGUCGUCACCGACCCCGACCUCAUCCACGACGCGCUCGUCAAGCAGGGCCCCAUGUUCGCCAGCCGCCCCUCCGACAGCCCCAUCCGCCUCCUCUUCAGCGUCGGCAAGUGCACCGUCAACUCCGCGCCCUACGGCCCGCUCUGGCGCGCGCUGCGCCGCAACUUCGUGUCCGAGAUCGUGUCCCCGCCGCGGGUCAAGGGCUUCUCGUGGAUCCGGGAGUGGGCCAUGGGCGCCCACCUCCGCCGCCUCCGCGCCGAGCACGCCUCCACCGGCGCCAUCCGCGUCAUGGCCAACUGCCGCCUCACCAUCUGCAGCAUCCUCGUCUGCAUCUGCUUCGGCGCCAAGAUCCCCGACGACCUCAUCGUGGAGAUCGAGGAGGUGCUCAAGGAGGUGAUGAUGAUCUCCCUGCCCAACCUGCCCGACUUCCUGCCCCUCCUCACGCCGCUGUUCCGGCGCCAGCUCAACGACGCCAGGGCCCUGCGCCGGCGGCAGCUCAACUGCCUCCUGCCGCUCGUGCGCGCGCGGCGGGAGUUCCUGCAGACCGGCGGCAACGCGUGGAAGGAAGGGGAGGGGAACAGGGUGGUCGGCGGCGUGGAGAUGAUGAGCCCGCCCGGCGAGGCGUACGUGGACUCGCUGUUCGACCUCGAGCCGCCGGGCAGAGGGAAGCGACUCGGCGAGGAGGAGCUCGUCACGCUCUGCUCCGAGGUCAUGAGCGCUGGCACUGACACCAGCGCCACCGCGCUGGAGUGGGCAAUGAUGCACUUUGUUCUUGACCCGGCGGCGCAGGAGAGGGUCUACGACGAGGUCAUCUCCAAGGCCGGAAAGACCGCACGGAUCACCGAGGCUGACGUCGAGCAAAUGCCUUACUUGCAGGCGGCGGUGAAGGAGACGUUCCGGCGGCACCCGCCGAGCCACUUCGUGCUCUCGCACGCGGCGACCAAGGACACGGAGCUGGGCGGCUACCGCAUCCCCGCCGACGCGAGCGUGGAGUUCUACACGGCGUGGGUGACGGAGAACCCGGAGACGUGGCCGGACCCUGACGCGUGGCGGCCGGAGCGGUUCCUGGAGGGCGGCGAGGGCCACGACACCGACAUCACCGGCACCCGCGCGCUCCGGAUGAUGCCAUUCGGCGCCGGCCGUCGCAUCUGCCCCGCCGCCACGCUCGGCGUGCUCCACAUCCAGCUCACGCUCGCCAACAUGAUCCGGGAGCUCCGGUGGACGCCGCCCGCCGGAGAGGGGCCGCCCGAUCCCACCGAGACCUUCGCGUUCACCGUCGUCAUGAAGCACUCCCUCCGGGCCGGCAUCGUCGAGCGCAACCAGACGCCGCUCCCGGUGGCCGUGAAUUGA
Molecule: messenger RNA, 1929 nt
Organism: Lolium rigidum
Lineage: Eukaryota; Viridiplantae; Streptophyta; Magnoliopsida; Poales; Poaceae
Product: cytochrome P450 77A3
Exons: 2
Coding region: 343-1929 (528 amino acids)
Cellular component (GO): membrane
Molecular function (GO): heme binding; iron ion binding; oxidoreductase activity, acting on paired donors, with incorporation or reduction of molecular oxygen, NAD(P)H as one donor, and incorporation of one atom of oxygen
Source: RefSeq, a predicted model, not a curated record